Messenger RNA from Aquila chrysaetos chrysaetos, 1861 nucleotides. Its product is annotated as regulator of cell cycle RGCC-like. The transcript is spliced from 4 exons. Gene Ontology annotation, molecular function: protein kinase binding; protein kinase activator activity. Gene Ontology annotation, biological process: regulation of cell cycle. The record is from RefSeq and is a predicted model, not a curated record. Lineage: Eukaryota; Metazoa; Chordata; Aves; Accipitriformes; Accipitridae. Gene Ontology annotation, cellular component: cytoplasm. The coding region runs from base 638 to 1198 and encodes 186 amino acids.
UGCCUCCCCAGAGCCCCCCCCCCCGGGCCCGGCUCCCGAAGGGUCUCUGCACCUGUAUCCUAUUCCCCCCCCGCCUUGCUGAGCCCCCCCGUGGGGAGGUCCCCGGGGAGCAGGACGCGGUUUGCAGCCUGCGGGACGGAGGCUCCCGGCUUUAGCUUGUGGCCACCCCCCUCCCCCGUGUGCCGCCUGGGGUUCCAUCGGGUUUUCCCCUGAGUUUUCAUCAGCGCUGCCGCGUCCACAAACCCACUGGUGGCCCCGUACCCCGUGUGCUGGUUCAGAGGCAGCCUGAGCCCACGGCUGGCCCUCACCCGUCUCCUCUCUGCCGGCUAUGCUGGUAUUUUCAGCUCUCUGAAGCGUCUCUGUGUGACCGCUCUAGCCUCACCUCGCCUCCCCAGGGACGGAUCCGGAUCCGGAGGGAGUAAGCGGCACAUCCCUGGGGAGCAGCUGCUGGGCUCACUGCCCUGCUCCGCUGUCAGGUGUGCUGUUGCUGGUCACCCAGGCUCAGCAUGGUCCAGGGCCCCUGUUCAGCCCUGCUGUAACCUCCCCUGAAGGCAGAGGAAGGAGCUGGGUUCAGGACCAAGACCCUUGCCUGCUUAGGACCAGCUCUUACUGGGUUGGGCCCCUGCUCACUUGUGGGAUGAGCUGGAAGGAUGGCCGAGCUGUCCAGGGAGCUGGAUGUGCUCAGAGCUCUGCAUGGGGGGGGUUGAGAGGCAAUGUCAGCCCUGAACUUGCUGUACGGAGCGAGCGCUGGCAGCCUGCCUGCAGAGAGAUGGCCCGGAGCCUGGGUCUGCCCCCUCCCCAGCCUGGUACUGCUCCUGAGAGGCUUUUGCUGGGGCUGUCUGCCUGCUGCCUGCCCCAAACCCUUCCCUCCACUGACUUCUUGCCCCCAGCGAUGGCUGAUGAGCUCAGUGACCUGCUGCGGGAGUUUGAUGAGGUGAUGGAGGACUUUGACCGAGGCCCUGCCUGUCAGUACGAGCAGCACCUGGAGGAGCUGAAGAGGAAAGCAGGACACAGCGUGUAUGACAGCGGCAUCGAUGAGCUGGAGAGUACCAGCACAUCCCCAGGGAGCAGUCUCAAUUCCAGCGAGGAGGACCUCAACACCCCUGCCAAUGCUUACCCUUCCAAAGCUAAGCUUGGAGACACGCAGGAGCUGGAGGAGUUCAUUGCGGAUCUGGAUAAAGUGUUGGAAGAGAUGUGAGAUGUGGUUUUGGCGGCGAGUCCGGAGAGGAGGAUCCACAGCAGAUGAGCCCCGUGCCUCCCCGACGCACCCUCUGCUCCUGUGCCCCCGCCACCCGCGUAGGCGACAGCUCUCCCGUGCCACGCUGCUCCGCGCCGGCGAAAGGCAGCACCGGCCGCGAGCGGGGACUGAUCCGGCAAUGGGACGGGCAGCUGGGCUGUGAUGGUGGCUGGGCCUUGCUCCGCUCCUGCGUGCAGGGCAGCACUCUGCCAGCGUGAGAUGGGACGAGCUCUCGCUGGGGGCACCAGGCUUUGCCCUACGAGGGGGGGCUGGCAGCUCUUGUGACCGAGUGGGUUUGGGUGCGGGGGGGGGGGGGGGGGGGAUGUCUAUGCCACUGUUGAAGCCAGAGGAGAAACCCUGGAUGAUUUGUAGGGAAGAUCAGCUUUCAGCACAUCAGUGAGACCUUGCUGUCCCCUCCUGGGACAGGACAAUCUGUUCCCGCAGCAGCGUCUGUCGCAGGCGGUGACAACCGCUGCUGGCCCUUCGCUUGGCACAGGUAGCCUCAGGUAAGGCCCCUGCCUGCACCCCGAGUGCCUCUGCCCUGGCUGCUGCUGUAAAUACUGUAAAAAGGAUGUUAGACACUGUACAGGGGGAUGUGUUUUUAUAAACGGGAUUUUAAGUCUC